Molecule: messenger RNA, 585 nt
Organism: Spinacia oleracea (spinach)
Lineage: Eukaryota; Viridiplantae; Streptophyta; Magnoliopsida; Caryophyllales; Amaranthaceae
Product: protein MAIN-LIKE 2-like
Exons: 2
Coding region: 1-585 (194 amino acids)
Biological process (GO): meristem development; meristem maintenance
Source: RefSeq, a predicted model, not a curated record
AUGGAGCCGACGGUCCAUCCCAGCCCACGUGAUACUUCGGUUUUGACGUUGCAGGCGGAGCAUAGGAGUGAGGAUGUUUGGGGAGGGGGUAUGGACAGGCUUUUGACGUGUCGGGAGCACGUGCUUGGUUUAGGAGAGUGGGUGAUACAUGAUCGAGUCUUGGAGUUUGUUAGAUUAGCAGGGUUCUAUGGUGUACAUAGAUUGGUUGGUGGUGGAUUAGCCUUAGAUAGGUCUUUGAUCACAGCAUUGUUUGAGAGAUGGAGACAGGAGACGCACACUUUUCAUUUGGCUGUUGGUGAGGCUACUAUUACUCUGCAGGAUGUCGCUGUUUUGUUGGGGCUCAGAGUUCAUGGGGCUCCUGUCACAGGGGAUGGUACUGGGGUGUGUCAGGGCCCCCCUGAUGACGCUGCUGAUAUUGUUUAUGAGAGGUUUAGCCGAGCAUAUAUUCUUGCACUUAUGGGGUCCAUUUUGUUUGCUGAUAAGAGCGGUGAUGCCGUGCAGCUCGUCUACUUGCCAUUGAUUCGCGACUUGCGUAGAGCUGGGACAUACAACUGGGGGAGUGCGACCUUAAUUAGCCUUAAAUAG